Messenger RNA from Cebus imitator (Panamanian white-faced capuchin), 2908 nucleotides. It is a transcript of the gene FCGR2A, whose product is annotated as Fc fragment of IgG receptor IIa. The transcript is spliced from 6 exons. Lineage: Eukaryota; Metazoa; Chordata; Mammalia; Primates; Cebidae. Bases 52 to 879 code for a protein of 275 amino acids. The record is from RefSeq and is a predicted model, not a curated record. Gene Ontology annotation, biological process: cell surface receptor signaling pathway. Gene Ontology annotation, molecular function: transmembrane signaling receptor activity.
UCUUUUCUAAGCUUGUCUCUUAAACCCCACUAGACUUUGGCACAGUGUGGGAUGACUAUGGAGACCCAAAUGUCUCAGAAUGUAUGUCCUGGCAACCUGUGGCUGCUUCAACUACUGACGGUUUUGCUGCUGCUGGCUUCUGCAGACAGUCAAGCUGCAGCUCCCCCGAAGGCUGUGCUGAAGCUCGAGCCCCCAUGGAUCUAUGUGCUCCAGGAGGACUCUGUGACUCUGAUGUGCCAGGGGGCUCACAGCCCUGAGAGCGACUCCACUCAGUGGUUCCACAGUGGAAAUCUCAUCCCCACCCAAAAGCAGCCCAGCUACACCUUCAAGGCCAACAACAAUGACAGCGGGGAAUACAGGUGCCAGACCGGCCGGACCAGCCUCAGCGACCCCGUGCAUCUGACUGUGCUUUCCGAGUGGUUGGCGAUCCAGACCCCUAGGCUGGAGUUCCAGGAGGGAGAAACCAUCAUGCUGAGGUGCCACAGCUGGAAAGACAAGCCUCUGGUCAAAGUCACAUUCUUCCAGAAUGGAAAAUCCAAGAAAUUUUCCCGUUUAGACACAAGCUUCGCCAUCCCACAAGCAAACCACAGUCACAGCGGUGAUUACCACUGCACAGGAAGCGUAGGCCACACGCUGCGCUCUUCCAAGCCUGUGACCAUCACUGUCCAAGUGCCCAGCAUGAGCUCUCCGUUGAUGGGGAUCAUUGCAGCUGUGGUCGCUGGGAUUGCUGUAGUGGCCGUUGUUGCUGCUGUAGUGGCCUUGAUCUACUGCAGGAAAAAGCGGAUUUCAGCUCUCCCAGGAAACCCUGAGCGCAGGGAAAUGGGAGAGACCCUCCCUGAGAAACCAGGUGAGUACAGCGUUGUCUCAGGGAUUUGGUGAUGCUUCACCAGGGCUGCUGGCUGGACUGGAGCCAGCAAGAAAGCGCUUGUGUGAGUUCAGCUGGGAGCCAGGGAGGGAGCAGCGGUGUGGGGGUGGCCGGGGCUCGAAUCACUUGGUCAGCUCUGAGUCUAACUCCCGGGCCUGAGGAGGACCUCAGUGGAGAUGAGAAGUGAAACAUCAGUCCCAGAUACAGAGGAGAGGGCUAUGUCCAAAUUUCUGGGGAUAUUCCAGAGCAGGAAAUCAGAGAUACUUUGGUCUUUCUGAGGAGCUUUGGCAGAGCUGGGAAAGGAGAGGGCUAGGGGCUAUAGAGCUGAGACCAAUCGGAUGUGGGAGGCAGGAGUCUAAGGGGGAAAAGGAGGAGGCCUGAAAACCCUUCCAUCUGCUGAGGAGUCUGCCUCUGUGGAAGGAUGGGGCAGAGUGGCCAGGCUCAGCUCCCUGUGGAACACUAAGAGGGGAUUUGGGCUUGAGAAAAUUCUGGGGGACUAGGAGCACUAGUGGGCUCUAACCUACAGGCAAAGCUCGGUUCCGAUGCCCACGCACUCAAGGUUGAUUGAAUUUUGGCCUGGUUCUGUCCCCCUCACACAUUGGAGCCUUGAGCAAGAUAGUCUCCCUGAUGGGGUUCGGUCUCCUCACUGGGGAUAUGAGUGGGUGGCCGGGGUGACCUCUCAGCCCUUCUAGGUCUGACACUGUGAGAGCCAGGGGCUAUCGAAGCCCUGGCCCAGGUGGGAGUGUGUAAAGGAACAGGAGGAUGCCAGGCAACUUCCAGACUGUGGUUAAAGUCAGAGCACAAAGGACGCUGGGGCUUUCUCUGGGAGCCUCCAAGACAGUAGGAACAGGCAGAAAAAAGAGGCCCUGAAACACCCCAACUCAGAUGGCUGGAGUAUGACUCAGAGCAGAGCCAACAGAUUUGAGAGCUUGAGCAAAAUAGCACUCUUCCAGCUGUGCUUUCAGCAAGGUCACACGUUCGCUGGCCCGGCCCAGAGGGGAUACCAGCCUGCGUUCACACCAGGGCCAAAGCAGAUCUGGGAAAAAAAAGAAGUUCAAGCAACUGGAUUAGUCGCCUUGAUGUGCGGUUCUGUCUAUACUGACAGAAGCAUGUUUCACAAGGCAUUUAUGCAGCCAGGCAACGGGGCUGAUGAUUUCCCAAAAGACAGAGCUGGGUUGCUCGGAUUUGGGGGGAAUGUAUUAGAAUGGGAAUUCAGAAUGUGGUUUGCUGUAGAAUUUGGAGCAUGGCAGUAAAGACUCUCUGUGUUCAGGAAGUGAGAGAAGAGACUAGAUGCAUUGUCUCAGACACCUCCCAACUUCCUGAGAAAUGUGGCUUUCAGAUACCGAGGCUGCUUUUCACACUGGCUAAGUCAGUUUAUGACAAAAACAUGAGGCAAUUAGGUAUGUUUUGAACACUAACCAGAGAAAGCUCUUCCUUCCCUUCCUCCUUUCCUCCCUUCCUUCCUUCCUUGAGGCAAUUAGGUGUGUUUUGAACACUAACCAGAGAAAGCCUUUUCCUUCUUUCCUUCCUUCCUUCCUUCCUUCCUUCCUUCCUUCCUUCCUUCCUUCCUUUCUUUUUCUCCCUCCCUCCCUCCUGUUUCUUUCUCGAACUCUCACUCUGUCUUCCUUUUUAAUGUCAUGGAAUAGUAUAUUCUUCAAAGUUCCAACAAAGAUGCACUACAUUAGAACAAUGUGGAAAUGGCCCUCAGCCUUCUCUCCCUGAUGUGGUCAGCAAAAAUCUGGACUUUCCUUCACUCUGAUGCUGAACACUCCUCCCCCACCCCUUCCCCAAUAUCUCAGAUCCCCAAGCUGCCUGGUUUGCUUCUAGGAAAACUCAGAGCAAUUCCCUGAAAAGAAUGUGGCCCAAGUGACUGCUUCCCUCUGCCAGUGUGGCCUGUGGGGAAGGCUGUGGCUGGGCGAUCCCAAGGGUGGAUACAUGAAGCCGUAUUUACUUAGCCCUUGGCCUUACAGGACUGUGUCAAGGGGUUAGCAGUCCUCGUCUUGAGUCUAGUUAUGGUUUUGCAGCCUCAGCAUCAGCACGGGC